Molecule: messenger RNA, 1346 nt
Organism: Lynx canadensis (Canada lynx)
Lineage: Eukaryota; Metazoa; Chordata; Mammalia; Carnivora; Felidae
Gene: CB3H14orf119
Product: chromosome B3 C14orf119 homolog
Exons: 2
Coding region: 197-625 (142 amino acids)
Source: RefSeq, a predicted model, not a curated record
GUUAGUCGGCUAUCUCCGAACCUAAGACUGAGGCGCUGAGGCGCUUGGGUUUUUGGGGCUGCUCCGGGACCGGAAGUGCGUGGGCUGCCGGGCUGGCCCUGCUUACGGUUUUCAGGAAACAUGGAAGCGGCGGCGACGGUUGGGGUUUAAGCACUUUGUGACGGUCUCCAGGUGCCCUGUGAGAGGAAAGGGGAGGAUGCCACUGGAAUCAUCUUCCUCUUCGAUGCCACUAUCCUUCCCUACUCCCUUACCCUCAGUACCAGACAGUAUUACUAACUCUUCCCCACCCCCAAUGUCUUACAUCACUUCCCAGGAGAUGAAGUGUAUUCUUCACUGGUUUGCCAGUUGGUCAGGUCCCCAGCGUGAACGUUUCCUACAGGACCUGGUAGCUAAGGCAGUGCCGGGAAAAUUACAGCCACUGCUGGAAGGUCUGGAGCAGCUUAGUGUGUCUGGAGCAAACCGACCGCCUUGUAUCUUUGAGUGUCAGCUACGUCUUUGGGAUCAGUGGUUUCGAGGUUGGGCUGAGCAGGAGCGCAACGAAUUUGUCAGGCAGCUGGAGGUCAGUGAGCCAGACUUCGUGGCAAAGUUUUACCAAGCAGUGGCUGCUACAGCUGGUAAAGAUUGAUGGGCUUUAAAAUCAAAGAAGAUAAUCAUAUCUGAUGGAGCUGCAGCUUUACAGUGAGAACUUCAAAUAUGUCACUUAACAGUCUAGGGAUGGUAUCCUGAUCAACUGACUGACCUUGUUGACCAGGACAGGCUUGGUUAUUUCAACUUUAAUAGCCUAUCAACUGGACUCCCAGCAGAAAUGUUUUCCAUCUAAGUAAAUUCAGAUCAGUCAGCCUCCUAGCUUGCUCCUUUCUACAUGUCAAACCCUCAAGAACUCAAUGGCUUCUUUUGCGAGUAUAACCAAAAGGAACCUACAUAUUAUAACUCAAGCCUAUUGCUGGCCCAUGAGGCUAUAAAGUAGAGCCUUCCUGCUCCAGAAACAGGAGAGAAGGACGAUAAAAGGUCACGUUUUUAUAGUUUAACUGGAUUCAGAUGGCUGAUUUCACCACUCUUAACAGAUUCUGGCAUAAUUGUGUGACAUCCCAACUAAGCUUCCCUAGUGAUGAUUUUGUAAAAGUAUGUAAAAAUCAGGAGAGGGAGAUAAUUGUUACUCCUUCCAUGCUGAUGUUUGUUUGAAUCCAAAUAGCAAUGGCUUUUUCUAAAGCAUAUUGUGAUAUCCUCGGAGCUGGUAACAAAUACCUGUUCUGUAAGUUUGCUCUCCAAUAUGAAAACAAGUGACACUCUUUAUAGGUUGAAGUGUUUAUUUUUUGUAUCAAAAUAAAGAAUCUUCAGAACCAUAA